This is a messenger RNA of Cyphomyrmex costatus, 2983 nucleotides long. RefSeq lists its product as uncharacterized. NCBI's taxonomy places the organism in Eukaryota, Metazoa, Arthropoda, Insecta, Hymenoptera, Formicidae. The coding region runs from base 925 to 1803 and encodes 292 amino acids. The record is from RefSeq and is a predicted model, not a curated record. The transcript is spliced from 6 exons.
UAUUAUCACCAUCAGUCCGUCUCGAAUCGGUAACGAUUUAGUACGUCACGCGUAUAACUUCACGUCGUUCUUCUCACGCCGUCGCUAGCGGCUAUGGACUAGCGGAGGAAUGGCGGAUAAUGACGAUUCGCGCGAAAAUAGAUAUCUGUGGUGAUUUGUGUCUAUCAACGCGUGUUUGUCAUAGCCUGUGACUUUCAUUGAUCUUUUUGCUUCUUCUCACUUGAAGCAAGACGAGAAAUGUUGCGCCUCGAAAAAACUGUGCGAUUGUUUGUAGAAGAGUAAGGUAAGGAAAAAAAGAUAACCGGAGCACGAGGAUAAUGCGCGAUUUCGGCAGGAUGAGAGCAUGAAAGUGUAGAAAUAAUUUGGAAGUGCUGGAUCUUGGUAUUUCGUAUGAAUCAUAUGAAUCGCAUCACACCGAUGUUGAAUGACGGAUGAACAAGGCUCGAUGUACGAAGUGUCGAGGUCGCCCGCGACACAUUGGCGAACAAACACGGAAGAUAAGUGAGUGUCACAGACGCCUCUUUCAGCUGGCUCCUCGAGAAGGCCUAAGAGGAUAUCAUCACGUCUCCCGCUGACUGUUUAUUAUUUUGCAUUUAUGAAUUUCCCUGUCCGAAACUUGUCCUAAACGCAAGAGAACAUCAAUCAUAAAACAUGACAAUGUACAACUUUAAGAUAAAAGAUAAACUUGACUAGUGUCAUCAAUGACAAUAAGUCUAUAACGGACAAUGAGUAAUAUACAUCAGAAGCUGAUAGAGUGUCAUCUAUCCGAAAUACGUGAUCAGCGGGACCUGGAAUCAAUCUCAACGAGCAGGAGUGUUGCAAAUUGUAAGAAAUGUUCAAGAAGGAUCAUGUAUAAUUUUUACAUUGGCGACAAAUUAUUGUAGACUAACGAUGGAUCUCUGAGUCCGCUGCAGUGACUCCCUGAUGCACUUCUGGCUCAACAAACCGCCGGGCAGGUUCGGCGGCCGAUAUCCUGCCACACCUAUGCCCAAAUCAUACAGCCAAUGUCGGCGCAGUGGCCAACAUAGACAAAUGGUGAGUGCUGUGCAUCAAUUCCAGGGCCUCGCGGGUAACUUCGCAGCCGGAAACGCAUCUCUAGCCGGAAACGCAUCUCUAGCCGGACCUAGUAAUGUCAAUAACUCCUGUCGAAGCUUCGCUCGUUCGACGACGUCUGCGCGAAAUCAUAACAAUGAGAGCCAUCAUCACGGUUCGUCGACGCUUGGCGCCGCCCAACUCGCUCAGCUGAACAACAUCCCCAACAAUGUCACCGACACUAGCAAUCAACUAAUUCUGUCUAAUACGACCGGCGUGAAUAGUACAGAACGAAAUAGAAGCCUAUUAACUGGAAGUGUCUUUGAAUUACGGCAGGCUGAGUUGGCCGGCUUCCGACUGCGCUGUGGCAUCUGGUCUACCUUUGCUCUAGCAACAGUCUUUGUAGCGGCUGUCAAAUUCUACUUCGGUUAUCGAGGGCCUGGUCUGGAGAUACUCGUGUUUUGUGGGCUACUGAUAUUUUUGCUGUCCGCUUGUUUAUACUCGAUCUUCUGCAAGUACAAUCAUGAAAGAAAUUGCCAUCGCAGUAAUCGGUCAGUGCAUAACGCUCGUAUACAGGAGGAUCAUAUUGUUGCCUUGGCAAACACUUCCAGCGUUGUUAAUAGAGCGACGGCAACAGUGCCGACGACGACGGUGAGACAGAACCCGCCUCCACCUUAUCACAUCGCUAUCCUAAUACCGCCGCCAUCACAGCCACCACUUGCAUUUUCGGACGAGGCGCCGCCACCCUCUUACGACAAGGUCAUGCGAUGAAAUCGCCGACGCGGCGUAAAAUCGAAUUAGGACAGCUUGUCUAAAUUCUUCCUUCGAUAUUUUUAUGUCCGCUACAUAAGGCAGCACAAAUCAAUUCUCUAGGUUUAAGCAUUGACGUCUGUGAUAAGAGCGCAAUGAUGAUGACACAUCGACUACACAUCGGGAGGUUCAAGGAAAGAAAAGAUUUUACGCGACGAUAUUUUUUAGUGGGCAUUACUGGAGAGAGUCGCGCUCCGCCAAUGAAUUUCCGUUUGGUCGGAUAAAUGUAUUCUAAUCUUUUUAUACUUUACUAUAUAAAACUGUGUGAUAUAUUUAACUUAGGUUUAGAUGCAAUGCAGCGCGUUGCUGGAUACUUGGAUCCAUUCGUUUAUUCUUCCAGUUAGGACUUUUGCGAAGAGACCGCUCAUAUUCGGACGCAGUUCUUCGAUAUGUAUAAUUCCAAGAAUUCACUCAAUUAUGUUCGAUUACUUAAUUGUCUUCAUCUUAUAGAACGAUAAACAAAGUCGAUAACUCUUGUUAUACACAUGCGCGCGCACAGAGAAGGAGGGGGGGGGGGCAUACGAAAGAAAACAAACGUGUGAAUUUGAGCCUGGAUAUCAAAUUUGUAAACGUGUGCAUGAUCACUUAAAAUAAGGUGGUAAUAGUAGCCACGUUUGGCGCACAGUUUCUGUUAUCGAAGGUGUCGCGCUCUGUCCACCAAACACGGCUCAUUACUGAAUAUCAUAUAUACAAUGUACAUGUGUGCUUCAGUAAGAUAUAAAAACGCAUACAGCGUUUUACGAUAGUUUACGAGUAAUAUGGAAAUGUUAACAAGCUACGAAUUUUCUUGCGAAAUAUAACACAAGAUUUUGUAUUUUUUUUUUCCAUGAAUGAAUGUGAGAGCAAGAGAAAGAAAGCGUGUAUGCACAAAUGUAAAUGAUUGUUUAUGUCAUAACUCUGUAUAUUUAAGAACAGUUACAUAUAUGAUACAUGAUGUGAGAUCCCGUUUGGAUGUUCUUCGUAAAGUUGCAAGUGUACUGUGAUGUACAAAACUCAUCGUCGUGUUUCUAACUGCACUUAUAAUCUCGUUUUUAUUUCGAAGAUACAAAAGCAAAACUCAAAUUCCCCUUUUCAAAAAUUUAUGAUAUAGUCAAAGAAAUCUAUCACGAAUUAUCUAGAUUUUUACAUAUUUUUGUUUCUA